Molecule: messenger RNA, 1329 nt
Organism: Lactuca sativa (garden lettuce)
Lineage: Eukaryota; Viridiplantae; Streptophyta; Magnoliopsida; Asterales; Asteraceae
Biological process (GO): regulation of alternative mRNA splicing, via spliceosome
Source: RefSeq, a predicted model, not a curated record
ACCAACAAAGCUCACGUUCAAAACACCCAAAAACCCUCGCCCCUUUUUCCCCUCGCCCAAAACAGCAAAACUCAUCUCCCUCCGGGCAACAAUCGACGCAUCCCUUUCAUAGCCUCAACACCGAUCAUCCUUCUCGUUUCCGGCGACGCAGCCGCACAGUCCUUGACUCCGGCAACGACGGUCUCCAUUCUCAUAUCCGCCCCUCCCUCUUCAUCGCGGCCCUUUCCUGUCGUCCCACUGGUGAAACGAGGCCUUCGAUCUCAGUUAGGUUUCUCGUCUCUGGCAACGACGCCUUACCCUCUCUUUUUCUCGAUCUCAGGAAUAGGAAGUAAAAUGAAGUACGGAUUAAACCUAAGAGUACAGUCCUCCCAACAAAAGAAGCAACCUACCAGACCUCCUCGCCCUCCAGCACCUGGUUUUGGUGAAGAUGAUGAAGAUGACAUAGAGAGAGAAAUUUCUAGACAAGCCAGCAAAAACAAGGCUCUCAAAGACGUAGAGGAGCAACAUAAGAAAGCCCUAGAGGAAGAUCCAUCAGUGUUUGAUUAUGAUGGUGUAUACGAUGAAAUGAAAGAGAAAGCAGUUCGCCCCAUUGCACAAGAUCGACAGGAGAGAAAACCAAGGUAUAUACAAACAUUGAUAGACAAAGCAAAAGUGCGUGAGAGAGAACAUGAGAUAAUAUAUGAGAGAAAGCUUGCUAAAGAGAGGACCAAAGAAGACCAUCUUUUUGCAGAUAAGGACAAAUUUGUCACUGGAGCCUACAAAAGGAAACUUGCAGAGCAAGCAAAAUGGUUGGAGGAAGAACGUUUGCGUCAACUACGUGAGGAAAAAGAAGAUAUCACUAAAAAGGGUGGUGAUAUGAGUGAGUUCUACUUCAAUUUAUCAAAAAAUGUUGCUUUUGGAGCAGAAGGUAGUGAAGCAAGGAAGCCUGAGAAGCAGAAGGCGGAAUCAAAGAUUCCGAUGGAAUCAGCGAAUCCAAAAGAAGAAAAUCGGGGUGAAAGUGAAACAUCUGUGGGGUCCAAGGAAAGAUCUGAAUCCAUUGAAGCGAAAAAACCUGUUGUUGAUACACAGAAUAAACAAGAAGUCUCUAAUGAUUCCCUGAAGGAAGAAUCUGGAAAGGAUGACAUGGCAAGCCAACCUGCUACAGCGGAUCAUCAUAAAAGAAACCAGGAUGCUUUGGCUGCUGCAAAAGAGCGGUUUCUUGCACGAAAGAAGACUAAAGUAAAUGUAGAUUAAAUGAUAUGUAUGUUUUACAGAUGUGAUUUUCUAAAUGUUAUAAAGAUUUGAGAUUUAGAUUGUUCAUCUUUAUAAAUUUUUUGCUUGGUUACAUAA